AAUAAACACUUUCUCUCUUUCUUUCUUGCUUUGCUUGGUUGGCCUCUUAAACAGCUCAAAUUUAAGUUUCAUGGAUUGGUCAGGCAGCAGGUGCUUCCUCUUCACAGCCUUUCUCAUUCUUGCAGCUGCCAUUGAUGCAACUCUAGCAGAUACCACAGUCUCUGGCACUGUCUUCUGUGACCAAUGCAAAGAUGGCCAAUUGUCCCUCUUUGAUUAUCCUGUUUCUGGAAUUAAAGUUAAGGUCACUUGCGCUGAUAGUAAUGGGCAGAUUACAACGUCAAGAGAAGAGACAACAAAUUGGCUUGGCAAUUAUGCAGUGAAAUUUGAUGGCACCCCAAACUUGGGUAAUUGUUUUGCUCAGGUUUCUGGCAGUGACCAAGAAUCUACAGCUUGUGGUGCAGCUGCUGGUCCUGCCCAAAAUCUUAGACUCAUGUUCAGGAUGUUUGGUAUGGAGUUGUAUGCUGUGGAUUCCUUGCUCACUCAGCCUGCUCACCCAAUGUCAUUCUGCUCGAGGUCAUCAAACCCGAACCCUGUAUCUCCACCGGUCACACCUGUGAAUAGGCCUCCUUCUUCAAGGUCCCCUCCAACUUUCAACCUUCCACCAUUGCCUCCAUUGCCUCCAACGCCCUUCACUGAGGCAUCAGCAUGUCCCCACCAGAACUGGACAAAGCCAGAGUACAAAUGUUACUGGAGAGGGCUGCGCCCUGAUGCCAAAGUAGCUCUCGUUUUCGGACCAGCGGCAGCUCGGCGAUACGGGACAAACAUGACAUUGUGGGAAGGACUGCAAGGGAGGGGAGAUCCCUACAGGACUCUCUUAAGAGAAGCAACAACUGCACUUUUAAACUCACAUAACAGUCUUGAAUUCCCUUAUAAUACAGUUGGUGUUGUGACUCAUACGAAUCGGGCAUUGAGGGGAUCUUCCAGGAGUGUUCUCCUUACAGCUUUCAGGUUCCUGAAGGCUAAUUCAGGCUCUACUGGCAAAGUCUCUUGCAAACUCACGCCUUGCAAGUGAUGGGCAUUUAUCAGUAGUUGUUUUCUUUAUAUUAUAUAUUCACCUUCUUAGGAUUAAUCCUAUAGAUUCUCCUAUAUUGCAAAUUUAGAUUAUUUGUGUGUGUUAUUUUUAGCUAUUGAUAUAUGUUUGUACCCAAUAGAUUAUGUGUUGUUGAUUCA
Pistacia vera is the source of this 1170-nucleotide messenger RNA. RefSeq lists its product as uncharacterized. Lineage: Eukaryota; Viridiplantae; Streptophyta; Magnoliopsida; Sapindales; Anacardiaceae. The transcript is spliced from 3 exons. Bases 71 to 1012 code for a protein of 313 amino acids. The record is from RefSeq and is a predicted model, not a curated record.